Messenger RNA from Miscanthus lutarioriparius, 2700 nucleotides. Lineage: Eukaryota; Viridiplantae; Streptophyta; Magnoliopsida; Poales; Poaceae. The record is from the annotation of a GenBank genome assembly.
AUGGCGAUGCCGUACGCCUCUCUUUCCCCGGCAGGCGCCGACCACCGCUCCUCCACGCCCACGGCGUCCCUCCUCCCCUUCUGCCGCUCCACCCCGCUCUCCGCGGGCGGCGGCGGCGGCGGCGGGCUGGGGGAGGACGCCCAGGUGAGCGCGAGGUGGCCGGCCGCGAGGCCGGUGAUGCCGUUCACGCCGGCGCAGUACGAGGAGCUGGAGCAGCAGGCGCUCAUAUACAAGUACCUGGUGGCCGGCGUGCCCGUCCCGCCGGAUCUCGUGGUUCCUAUGCGCCGCGGCCUCGACUCCCUCGUUACCCGCUUCUACGGCCACCCCACACUUGGGUACGCAACGUACUUCGGCAAGAAACUGGAUCCUGAGCCGGGCCGGUGCCGGCGUACGGACGGCAAGAAGUGGCGGUGCUCCAAGGAGGCGGCCCCGGACUCCAAGUACUGCGAGCGCCACAUGCACCGCGGCCGCAACCGUUCAAGAAAGCCUGUGGAAACGCAGCUCGUGCACCAGUCCCAACCGCCCGCCGCGACCGCGGCCGUCUCCGCCGCUCUGCCCUUGGCCGCCGCCGCCACCACCACCAACGGCGGCAGCUUCCAGAACCACUCCCUUUACCCGGCCAUUGCCGGCAGCACUGGUGGAGGUGGCGGGGCCAGCAAUAUAUCUACCCCGUUCUCCUCGUCGAUGGGGUCGUCUCAGCUGCACAUGGACAAUGCUGCCAGCUACGCAGCUCUUGGUGGUGGAACUGCAAAGGAUCUCAGGUAUAACGCUUACGGAAUAAGAUCUUUGGCGGACGAGCACAGCCAGCUGAUUUCAGAAGCUAUUGACUCAUCAAUGGAGAACCAGUGGCGCCUUCCGCCGUCUCAAACCUCUUCGUUUCCGCUCUCGAGCUACCCCCAGUUUGGGGCGCUGAGCGACCUGGGUCAAAGCACGGUCAGCUCGCUGUCGAAGAUGGAGCGGCAGCAGCGACUCUCCUUCCUAGGGAACUCCGACUUUGGCGGGGCCAUGGACUCCGCUGCGAAGCAGCAGGAGAACCAGACGCUGCGGCCCUUCUUCGACGAGUGGCCCAAGGCGAGGGACUCCUGGCCGGGCCUCUCCGACGAGAACGCUAGCCUCGCCUGCUCGUUCCCGGCGACCCAGCUGUCGAUGUCCAUACCCAUGGCGUCCUCGGACUUCUCCGUGGCCAGCUCCCAGUCUCCCAACGCACUUGUUUCAAGACAAUUUGUUGAUAUGUCUCGAAGCAGAAUUGAGGGACUACUUGCAGCAUUUCCGAAGUUGGUGGGAACUGGAAAGCAGCACACUUAUGUUGAGACUGAAAAUGUCCGUUAUGUUUAUCAGCCUAUUGAAGCCUUAUAUCUGCUAGUCAUCACAAAUAAGCAGAGUAACAUUCUUGAAGACCUGGAGACACUGAGGCUGCUUUCUAAACUUGUACCUGAAUACUCCCCCUCUUUGGAUGAGGAAGGUGUUUGUCGGGCGGCAUUUGACCUCACUUCUGCUUUUGAUGAAGCCAUUUCCCUUGGAAACAAAGAAAAUGUUACUGUUGCUCAAGUUAAACAGUAUUGUGAGAUGGAGAGCCAUGAAGAGAAGCUGUACAAACUCGUCAUGCAAAGCAAAAUAAAUGAAACUAGGGAUCGCAUGAGGCAACGAGUUACUGAGAUUGAGAAAAGCAAGAUUGGUAGAGGCAAGACUGAAAAUGCAUUUGGCCCCCAGAGGACUACAAACGUUGUUAAUGACAUGAACACCAGAGGGAGUGGUCUAGGGGGUGAUCCUAUAUUUGGGGAGUUGUUUGCUCAAAAGGCCAAAGCUCAUUCUUCUGCUCCUACUGCUACUAGUAAAGUGGCUGGUGGUAUGAAAUUGGGCAAUGCACAGAAGACAAAUCAGUUCCUUGAAUCUUUGAAAGCUGAAGGAGAACUCAUUUCUAAGGACACUCAACAAAGUGGAAUUCAGUCAAGGCUGCCAUCUGCCCCACCAACUGAUCCUAUCACAGUGGCAAUUGAAGAAAAGAUCAAUGCCACUGUUAAAAGGGAUGGUGGAAUUCAUAAUUUUGAUAUUCAAGGAACCCUUGCUCUCCAAGUUCUGAAUGACACCAACGGUUUUAUCCAGUUGCAGAUCGAGAACCAAGAUCUACCUGGACUUAGCUUCAAGACACACCCUUAUAUUAACAAAGAGUUGUUCAAUAGUCAGCAAAUUGUUGCUGCAAAAGAUCCAAACAGGCCUUUCCCCAGUGGUCAAAAUGAAACCCCUCUUGUGAAAUGGAGAAUCCAGGAGUUGGAUGAGCCAUCUCUGCCAUUGUCAGUUAAUUGCUGGCCUUCAGUCUCUGGAAGUGAAACACACGUGAACAUUGAGUACGAAGCUUCUGAGAUGUUUGAUUUGCACAACAUUGCCAUUUCUAUACCUUUGCCUGCACUCAGGGAGGCUCCAAGUGUUAGACAGAUAGAUGGAGAAUGGAAGUAUGACUCAAGAAACUCAGUGUUGGAAUGGUCAAUUAUUCUUAUUGAUCAGUCCAACCGCAGUGGUUCUAUGGAAUUUGCUGUUCCUGCAGCUGAUCCAUCAACAUUUUUUCCCAUCUCCGUUGGAUUUUCUGCGUCAAGUACCUUCAGUGAUUUGAAGGUUACCACCAUUCAUCCAUUAAGGGAAGGCAGCCCUCCCAAAUUUUCUCAGAGGAUUCGAAUGGUUACUCAUAAUUACCAAGUGGUUUGA